This is a messenger RNA of Ambispora gerdemannii, 276 nucleotides long. The record is from the annotation of a GenBank genome assembly. NCBI's taxonomy places the organism in Eukaryota, Fungi, Glomeromycota, Glomeromycetes, Archaeosporales, Ambisporaceae.
AUGGGACAGGCGCAUCCUAAGCCAAAUCUAUAUUCCAGUGAUGGUCUUGUGUGCACUAACCUGCCACCAGCGCCACGAACGUACUCUGAUGAUUUCUGGCGACAAGGAAUUGUCAAGUUUUCCGAUUGUGAUAUGGAGGCGCUUGAACAUUUUCAAAUGGCUAUAAACGCUAAUUUACAGUCGGAGAAGAAAUUACGCGUGAUAAUUAUAAGAGAUCCUAAUUGUUACGUCGGUGAGGAAGAAUAUGUAUUUCGCCGAUGUACUUUGUGGCAGUGA